UUCAAACUCCGCCUUCUCUGCGUCCUCGCAACUCUCUGAGGAGCCAACGGUCGGGGCGGUUGGCGUUUUUCUGCCACUUUCCGAGCAAGUUAACAACCAAAGGCUCGAGGAAAGGCAAAAAUGUUUCAGCUGAAGGAGCGCUUUGUGUCGCUGCUCCACGAGAAAAACUUUGUCACGGACCAGUUGGCGAUGCUGGAGCAAAAAACUGGACUGAAGAGGGAACAUAUCACUUUGGUUGCUUUCGGUUUUAUCGUGCUCUACCUCCUGUUUGGAUACGGAGCCUCGCUGCUCUGCAACCUGAUUGGAUUCAUCUACCCAGCAUAUUUCUCCAUCAAGGCCAUUGAGAGCACCAACAAGGACGACGACACCCAGUGGCUCACCUACUGGGUUGUUUAUGGCUUUUUCAGCAUUGUUGAGGCCUUCUCUGACAUCUUUCUCUCCUGGUUCCCCUUUUACUAUGCUGGGAAAUGUACGUUCCUGAUCUGGUGUAUGUCUCCGGUGAAGUGGAACGGCUCUGACCUGUUGUACACGCAGGUGAUCCGGCCUUACUUCCUGAAACACCAGAGCGUCAUGGAUAACAUCGUCAGUGAUAUAACUUCCAAGGCCAAGGACCUCAAGAACACCGUGACAAAGGAGGCUGUCCACCAAGCUCUCAGCCAUGACAAGGAUGACUGAGAAGCACAGAGGAUAACCUAGUGUGCAUGUGAGUGAGGGCGUGUGUGUGUGUGAACGUCACCUUUUUCUGUGGUCCUCUUAUGAAGAUGGAUGACUAACUGCCCUGCUCUUUGUGGAGUCUGUGCCUUUCCUCCUGUGAAAACAAAUAAAAUACUGCGCAUCAACAUCUAUCGGUACGUUGAAGACAGUCAAUGAAGCUGUGACUUUUGUUUGUGAUCCGUUAUGAAGACGACUGGGAGAAGCGUUUAUUGAAGAAUCAUUUGUUUACUUGUGCGUAGCUGUGAUUAUAAUCAUUUUUUGGGCAGAAGACUAAUAAAUUACACUACUUUCAAGCUUUGAAUUAAAAUAGAUCUAGCUCUACAUUCAUAUUGAGGUUUGAUUAGGAAAUAAAUCCAGAGGUAAAUCGACAGCGUCUCAGGAACCUUUGAAGAUUUUCUCUGCCUGUUGGUCUAAAGGCUCGUUGCCCUAAAAUAUAUUUAUAGACCGCCUUCUGUUGCGUUGAUAAUCAUGUCAUCUGUCUCCUUUUCUCUCCUUCAUGUGCCAGACUGAUCUCAGUCUGAGGUAUUGGGAACAUUCCCAAGCUUUGACAUUAACUGGAAACCUUCUGGCUUUUAAAAUGUCUUAAUUUAUUUUCUCACGAUGAUUUAAAGAAAUAAAACUGGAACUCCGAUGAGCUGAAA
This is a messenger RNA of Xiphophorus maculatus (southern platyfish), 1355 nucleotides long. Its product is annotated as receptor expression-enhancing protein 5-like. Lineage: Eukaryota; Metazoa; Chordata; Actinopteri; Cyprinodontiformes; Poeciliidae. The transcript has 6 exons. The record is from RefSeq and is a predicted model, not a curated record. Bases 121 to 675 code for a protein of 184 amino acids.